GUCAUUUUGGCUUCUCCCCUGUGUUCAUCCGGGCAGAAGUUCCGGAGCGCUGGGUGUGUGCGAGGUGACUUGCAAGAGAAGGAGUCAGAGGAGUCUUUGACCCCGCCAUACAGAGGCGGAUCUGAGGCGAGGCGACGCUGCCCGGGGUGCCCCGCACCACGGCCGGUAUAGGAACCGCCUGCCCGCUCCCGGCCCCGCUUCGCCCACAGGCCCGGAUGGCGGCAGUCACGUUGAGGGACCCGGCUCAGAUACUCACAGAGGGGUCAGUACCUUCUCAGCAGUGACUCUAUUCUGUGAAGCCAGAGUCAUAGGCACCAUCCUGAUCCUGGGGAUCUUCGCGACUCCCCAGGAAUCCAGGCACAGCGCCUCUUGCAGAGCAGCUGCGGCUGUGUUCCAGGAGGUUCUGACGUGUGGCGCCCCUUGCAAAGGCCUGUGGAACGCUGAGAACUGCAUUGCCCAGAGGACCCUGCGCCCAGUGACGCCAGCGUGGAGCCAAUGAAGGUCCAGGAGACGGGCUGUUCGCUGUUCGGCAGGUCCAGAGCGCAGGGUCAGUCCGAGGUGACUGGGGAAGCAAGAGAGGAGGCGUCCCCGUGGCCCUGGGCCGCUCCCAGGCCUGCUCUUCCCACGGAGUCCCAUGGCGGCAGCUGUGCCCGCGGACCCGGCUCAGGGUAGUGUGACCUUCGAAGACGUGGUUGUGUACUUCUCCUGGGAAGAGUGGGGGCUCCUUGACGAGACACAGAGAUGCCUGUACCAUGAUGUGAUGCUGGAGAACUUUGCACUCGUGAUCUCACUAGGUUGUUGGUACGGAAUGGAGGAGGAGGAGGCCCUUUCGGUGCAGCAGGUGUCCAUGGGCAGGACUUCAAGUCCAGCUCCAUCCGUGUGGAGAGCUCAGCCCUGUGACAAGUGUGUCUUGCUUGGGAGAGACAUUUUGUACCUGGGUGAGGACCAAGGAGCACAUCGUGGGCAGAACUACAUCUGUGAGGCAUGUGGGAAACUGUGGUUGGACGCAAAUCUUCAGCCCCAGAAGCAUAAUGAGGAGAAGCCGUUCAGAUGGGACAUGGAGCUUGUGACAAGGUACAAACUGCACGUGUCAGGGAAGCCUUUCCCCUGUGGGGGAGUUGGGAAGGACUUCCUGGCCAUCGUGAGCCUUCUCCGGCACCAGGCCACUCUCAAAGGAGCCGAGCCUCACAGCAGCUUUGAACAUGGGGACUCCUUUCAGGAUAGAAAAAGUCCACCCGAGUACAGCGACCACGGGAAGUCCUUUAGCUAUGACUGUAAACUUUUCCAGCAUCAGCAACUGCACCCCAGAGAAAGUUACCACGACUGGGAUAACUGUGAGAAGCCUUUUAACCAAAGCUCCAUCCUUAGUGACUGCCAGAGAGCUUACCCAGAAACGAGGUCUUACGAGUGUAACGAAUGUGGGAAAUCCUUCAGCCAAAGCUACAACCUCAUUCAGCACCACAGGAUUCACACUGGCGCCAGGCCUUACAAAUGCAGCGAAUGCGGAAAAGCCUUCAGCUUCAAGUUCAGACUCGUCCAGCACCUGCAGAUUCACACUCGCGUGAGGCCUUACGCCUGUGGCGAAUGUGGGAAAGCCUUCAGCUACAGCUCGACCCUCAUCAAACACCAGAGAGUGCACACGCGAGAAAAGCCUUAUAAGUGCGGGGAGUGUGGGAAUUCCUUUAGCCAAAGCUCCAACCUCAUCCAGCACCAGAAGAUCCACAGCGGAGCAAGGCCCUACAAGUGCAACGAAUGUGCCAAGUCCUUCAGCUACAAGUGCAAGCUCGUUCAGCACCUGCGCAUUCACACCGGAGAGCGGCCUUACGAGUGCGGCGAAUGCGGCAAGUCCUUCAGCCAUAGGUCCACGCUCAACCAGCACCAGAGAAUUCACACGGGAGCCAGACCUUACAAGUGCGGGGAGUGUGAGAAAUCCUUCAGCCAAAAGUCCAACCUCAUCCAGCACCGUAGAGUCCACACGGGCGAGAAGCCUUACGAGUGUGGAGAAUGUGGGAAGUCCUUCAGCCAAAGCUCCCACAUCAUUCAACACCGAAAACUUCACACCAGAUAACCUCCUGCCUGCAGCCGCGGAGGACAGAGAUGUCAGUGCAGCACAUGGGGAAGCCAGCUCAAGGCCUAACCUCCUCCCGUGAUUGGGAUUUCAUAGAAAGAGACUCCUGCUGGGAGGAAUGGUCUCCCCCCCACCCCCCCAGACCAGGUUUGUGGGCCUUUAGGAGCCCUGCCACCUUCCUCAGCGUAUAAAACAGGGCAGGUUCUCUGGGCCCUUGGGAGAUAGAGGGUGGGGGGAAUUAUGCAGUCCCCCUUCCUCAUUAGGUAAUUUUGACAGCUAAGGGGGUUUGCAAAUCCUGGUUCCAUGAGAACAGCCUCUCUUCUCUGUGGCCGCCCCCCGCCCCCGGGUUUAUUCUGCAGGAAGGAACGUACUGCAAGGGAAUCAUGUGCCUUCGACAGGGGUUCAGCUUUUCUGGUGGGCCUGAUGAUGUAGUGAAACCUGCACACAUCACCUUCCUCUGCUUUCUUCAUGUAGUUGAGGAUCUUUAUAAACUCUAUUUGCAGGAUAGGGCUUACAGAGGCAAGAAACCGGUAAUAGGAUAGAAAUUCGGCUGGGAUGAUGCUCUUCUGCCCAGAUUGCUGACCCACAGAGAAGCUAUUUGGAAAGUCUCACUGAUGCACCAGGCAGGGUGAGGGGACCUGCUCUCUAUUCCAUUUUUUAAUAAAGCUUUAUAAAAGUUAAGGAUACUGGUAGACUGCACAUACUUAUAAUUGUAUACAGACUGUAAUAAAUGGAUCUAUAUAUGCCUUC
Molecule: messenger RNA, 2818 nt
Organism: Neogale vison (American mink)
Lineage: Eukaryota; Metazoa; Chordata; Mammalia; Carnivora; Mustelidae
Product: zinc finger protein 211-like
Exons: 5
Coding region: 635-2068 (477 amino acids)
Biological process (GO): regulation of DNA-templated transcription
Source: RefSeq, a predicted model, not a curated record